AUGACACCCUUCAUUCUUUUGCCAGUGAUCCUUGCUAUUGCCGCAGCCUGUGGAUUACCAGACCACAUUGGACCAACCCCUCCUGUCAAAACUGUGAUUAAUAAUGUUCAUCUUUUCAACGGCGAUCGCUUUUCUGAUCUCUCUUCGCUUGUAAUUGUGGGCGGAAAAAUCAGCAAUGCCCCCCCAACCAGUGCAGACCAUGUGGUAGAUGGCGCAGGGGGUUAUCUCAUUCCCGGUCUCGUUGACAGCCACUGCCAUGUUACGGACUGCUCCUAUCUGACAUCCAUGCGGCAAUACGGCAUUACAAGUGCACUAGACAUGGGAACCUACCCCUACUCCAACUUGUCUGCUUGUAAGGCUGAGGGCGUCACGGAUGUUCGUGGAACAGGUGCAGCAGCUACGGUAAAUGGCACUGAUAUAAGCCAGGCGCCUGGCUUUCCAACCAACUCCUUCGUGAAUAGUACUGCAGCUGCGCAGGAUUUCGUUCGUGAUCGGGUCUCGGAAGGCGCGGACUUCAUCAAGGUCUUCCUCGAUCCUCUAGGUCCGAGUGCGGAAACAGUCGCGGCCAUCGUCAACGCUGCCCACCAGAAUGACAAACUGGUCAUCACCCAUGCAACAACCUACGAUGCCUACGACACUGCGGAAGAAGCUGGCGUCGACAUUGUCUGUCACGCCCCCUUAGAUGACCCCCUCGACGCAUCCUCCAUUGAAAACCUGAUCCAGAGUGAAAUCACGGCUGUGCCAACCUUGAUCAUGAUGCAGUCAAUUGUCAACAAUACUGGUGCUCCGUUGGAUGUCUACACCCAAGUAGUGGAGGCAAGCGUCACCAAUAUGCAGAACGCAGGUGUUCCUAUCCUGGUUGGGAGCGAUUCCAACACCGCCCCAUUCGUGCCCGCGAAUCCUCCGUUCGGAGUUUCACUCCACGACGAGCUUGAGCUUCUUGUUGCAGCGGGCCUUUCGCCCGUGCAGGCUCUUCAAGGAGCUACCUCUAUGGCAGCUUCCACAUUUGGGCUGUUUGAUCGAGGAGCGAUUCGGACCGGUCUGCGGGCCGACCUGGUUCUUCUUCGAGCUGAUCCAACCACCGAUAUUCGAAAUGCUCGGUCGAUUGAGAAGGUAUGGAUUGAAGGUGUGUAG
Messenger RNA from Aspergillus puulaauensis, 1134 nucleotides. Its product is annotated as amidohydrolase family protein. Gene Ontology annotation, molecular function: hydrolase activity, acting on carbon-nitrogen (but not peptide) bonds. Lineage: Eukaryota; Fungi; Ascomycota; Eurotiomycetes; Eurotiales; Aspergillaceae. The transcript has a single exon. The record is from RefSeq and is a predicted model, not a curated record. Bases 1 to 1134 code for a protein of 377 amino acids.